This is a messenger RNA of Megachile rotundata (alfalfa leafcutting bee), 9870 nucleotides long. RefSeq names its product focal adhesion protein tensin (gene by). Gene Ontology annotation, molecular function: protein binding. Gene Ontology annotation, biological process: regulation of transcription by RNA polymerase II. The record is from RefSeq and is a predicted model, not a curated record. Gene Ontology annotation, cellular component: nucleus; focal adhesion. Lineage: Eukaryota; Metazoa; Arthropoda; Insecta; Hymenoptera; Megachilidae.
AGAGGAACGACAGUCGGCGAGAGUAGGAGAGACGCAUCUGGCGGAGAGGGAGCGAGAAGCCGCCGAAAGCGCAUAGCGGCCCAUAAUUCGGUGCGCCGCCCCGCAAUCAGGUUCGUGCUCGAUGUUUCUAACCGCCUCGCUCGUCGCAGCCGGGAGAGAGAGACGGUAGUGCACGUUUUUACGUUUGCUCGUCGGCUACGUUUACCGAGUACGAUCCGGGAUACAUCUAAGCGCGUUGCUUCGGCUCCGUUCGCUCGAUCUCCUCGCUGCCUCGCGCGCGUACACGCAUUCGGUCUGGUUGUUUAUCCACCUAUCUGGCAGCUAUCGGGGCUGACAGACGGCUAAAGAGUUGUCGGUUCACGCGGCGAACGCACGCGACGCGUGUGUGCGGUGGAACCGGAAGGGCAGCGGUUGCUCCUUGGAACGCAGUAAGAGGAGACAAGAAGGCGGCUAUAUAGGAGGAGAGGAACGAGCAAGAGAUCAAGAAGAGCAGAGGUCGAAAGGGGAAUGAUAAUCAAGGACACAGGUGUUACACGAACAUCGAGUGACCUGGCAGACGGUGAAUCGUUGAGUGUUCUUCGAAGGGCGAUAAAAUAUCGACAGAUUAAUCGUCGCGUUUCUCGACAACGGAUGUCGGAAUGACGCGUCGAUCAAGCUGUGGCAGGGCAGAGGGUGCAAGGACUUCGUUAAACGCGAAAAAGUGAUACAAAUCGUGGUUGUGCCGGAAAAGGCGGAGGAAAGUUUGGAGAAGCAAGAAGCCGGAGUCUUCGCAUUUUUUUUAACUAAGAAGCGAUUGCGGACUCAUUGUCUCAGCAUCCUGCAGCAACGGCGGGUAACUCACGAUGUUAUUAUGAGAUCCAUCGUGACAAUAGACUCGAGACCACCCUACACCUGACACUUUUCUCAAAAUCGAACACGUGUUCGUCAGGAGCCCGUCGGUAACAGUAAUCAAAAUAACUCGUGAAAGCUACCAAAGAACUUCGUUCGAGGGGACAUUCGCAAGGUCGAGGUGAAGGUUAAUCGAUCAAAAGAGAGAGAGAUUCGGGAAGGAAGAAGAAGCGUAAGAUCAUCGUUUGACCUUGAAAGAAGAUCGGAGGCAUAGCACGAGGACGCUGUUCGGCUGUGCGGAAGAACGGCACAGGGUUGAUAAGAAUAGAGGGGUGCGUGGUGAAACGCGACGAGAGGGUGAAGUGAAGGUGUCCCCGUGGGGUGCCAGAGUGAGCACGAUAGCACCUCUGGUACCCUCGGCCGUGGGUCCCGAGGGGACGGACGCCAUGGCGGCCUCUUCGUCCUCGUCGAGCGGCGAGCAACAGUACUCACUCAGGUGGAACGAUUUCCACUCGAGCAUCCUCAGCUCAUUUCGUCAUCUCAGGGAUGAAGAGGAUUUCGUGGAUGUGACCCUGGCAUGCGACAGCAGCAGCUUCACAGCGCACAAAGUCGUCCUCUCUGCGUGCAGCCCUUAUUUCCGGAGGCUCCUCAAGGCCAAUCCAUGCCAGCAUCCGAUCGUGAUCCUGAGGGACGUUGCCUCGUCGGACAUGGAGUCGUUACUACGUUUCAUGUAUCACGGCGAGGUUCACGUGGGUCAAGAGCAGCUGGCCGCGUUCCUGAAGACGGCGCAGAUGUUGCAGGUUCGAGGAUUAGCCGAUGUGAACAGCGGUGCUGCUACGGCCAAGAUACCGCCACCGCCGUCGUCUGCUGGCAACAAUGGCAGUGCGCCGGCAACCCCACGCAAUCCCUGGCAAGAUAACGCCAGAGGUGACCUUGCCGAGGGUGCUUUGAGUCCACCACCAGAGAAAAGACCCAGAAGUUACAGUCCUCCACUGGGUAACCACAUUGAACAGAAGUCAGAUGUUCAAGACUCACUUUUAGGUCAAGCUCUUGAAGGAGGACCCACGAUACACACAUCGUCCACCAACAAUGUACAGGCUCAGUCUACCGGCGAGGAUUCGAAUUCGAUGUCGGACAAUGAGGAGGAAAUGUCAAACAACGACAGUAUCCUGAAUUCUGUGAAAACCGAACCAAGUGACAUCCUGAACGAUUCUAUGGAACACCAUCGUAACUCGUUUCAUACGACACUUUUGGGAAUACCAGGACUGAUACCAGGCCCAUCCGGGAUCCACGCGGCGAAUCAGGAUCCGAAUUUCGCAGCCCGACGCGGUUUGGACAUGCUGCGAGUACGCGCCACAGAUCCACGACCCUGCCCGAAGUGCGGUAAGAUCUAUCGAUCUGCCCACACGUUGCGCACCCACCUGGAAGAUAAGCACACGAUCUGUCCGGGCUAUCGUUGCGUGUUGUGCGGAACCGUGGCCAAGUCGAGGAACUCGUUGCACUCCCACAUGUCCCGACAGCAUCGAGGCAUCAGCACCAAGGAUCUGCCGGUGCUGCCGAUGCCGAGUCCGUUCGAUCCCGAGUUGGCGUCGCGUCUGCUGGCCAAGGCGGGUGUCAAGGUGAGCCCCGCGGAGUUGCGAGCCCGGGCCAGUCCCACGGGGCCCAGACGAGGUGACAUGAGACUGGAGAUACCUCGAGGAGGAGCACCGUCCGAGGCAGGCAGCAGCGUGUGCGGCGGGGACGAUCCCGAGGACCUCACGUUACCGUUGAGCCUCAGGUACGGUUCACCCACGCCCAACAACAAUACUGUGAUCACCAAAGUGAGCGGCAGUAACAGCAGCAGCAGUAACAAGAACUCGACCGCUACCGCGAUAGCCGCCAAAUCUUUGGACACGAUGCACGGCAGUCGCGAGCCAAACACGGCGCCUCUUCAUCCACCCGGACACCUGCAUCCGAGCCACCAUAACACCAGCGCCACCGGAUCAGCCAUCUUGGAUACCUAUCUACAGUUCAUCGCGGAGAAUUCUGGACUGACGACGAUGGGACUCAGUCCGGAACAAGCUGCCGCGGUCGCAGCCGCUCAUGCGGCUAAAAUGGCGCACAUGAGCGCGAUGGACAAGCUGGGUGGACGCGGGAUCGAGGAUUACCCGAUGAUCGGACGAGACGAAGGCCGAGGACCAGGCGUGGUGCACGAGGAUCGCCAGGACCUGCUGCAGGACAGGCACGGUGGCUUGAUGGACGAGGGCGAGUCAUCCGGCGGCGAGGAGGACGACUUCAGCGACACCGAGGAGCCGGAAAUCGUGAAAGCCGAAUAAACGCCGGGAACCUGUAACCCUGAAGAGUUCGUGACACGUGACCCGAUUAGAAGAAGUGCUUCGAGACGUGCCCGAGUUCCGGGCGUUGUCUCUGUUCACAGUCAAAUCCAUCCACUACCUCAGUAGAGACUUACUCCUGUUUUCUUUUGUCGCGAGAGAGAUACAGUUUUCCAAAGAAGAAAGAAGACGACGAUGCGAAUCGCACGGUACGUUUGGUCGCGUCCACGCCGAUUUCCUGAGAAAUCGGUCGGCGAAUGAGAAUCCCUCCUUUGCGCCGCGCUCAAGAAACGUGUAGCUUUCGUUGUCUCUUAUGUCAGCACGUACACACUCGACAUACAUACACACUCGACACGAUACAUACACACACUCACGCGUGUACACAUAUUUAACCCCGUUGUAAUAUUCCAUCUGUCUACCUCAAGUGAACAACACGAUCAAACGAUAUAGUGAAUAAUUACGAUUAACGAAUCUCAUUGACAUUUUUUACCAAGUUUUCUCUUCAAGAGCCUCGAACGAGAGAAAGAGAACAGAACCGAGAAGCCAGGUAACGCCAGGGCAACUGUUUAUUCUUUUUAUUUUCUAAAGGUUUAAAGAGAUGACGGUGAGCAUCGCGAGCACGCGACUCCCGUGAAGAUAUUAUUAUUAUAUUAUAUUAUUAUUAUUAUAUUAUUAUUAUUAUUAUUAUAUAUGAAUGUUGAGGAAAAUAUAUAUUAUCUAGAUUUAUAGAGAAGUUACUGUACCACGACAAGUACGUACACACGGGGGCAACGUAGGCUUCCAUUUGACAUAGGACGAAUGUAGGGGGAGGAACAUCUAAAGUUACGUACCUCAAAUUCGUAAACUUUCUCAUCCCACAAUUUUCAAAGACCUUAACUUCAUAAGUUGCAAAGUUUCCAAGUUUCCAAAUUUUUUAAGUUUCCUAAAUUCGCAAAUUCCCAAAUCUCUAGAGUUCUCAGCUUGAAAAUCCAUCAGCCUAAAAAUGAUAGAAUCUUUUCCCUACGUCGCCAUUUUCCUUGUGGAAGCCUAUUAUGCUCACCGGGAUACACGAAUACACGCGAAGAGAGAGAGAAACCACACGCAUUGUAUUUAUCGAGUAGAAUGGAUACGUAUAGCGCUAGGGUUAGCACAUCCCUUAAUUAUAUUUUUUAGACGCGUGCACUUUAAAACUACACGGCAAUUAGGUACAUAAUACACGUAUAAACACACAUUUGUACACAAACGGAGGACACAGGAAUAGGAAUAUAAAGAAGACACGUAUGAUCGUGUAUCUUCCGAUGAUCGCGAAGGUCAUCGAGAUUGUUAAUUGUCUACUCGUUUUAUCGUAGGUAAAAAAGGCGGGAACGACGCGAAGGCGAUUCAUCCCUCGUUUGGCGAACGAUAAAUCUCUCGAGCGAUGAAAAUCUUCUGUUUCUUCGAAGGAAACGGAUUUAGUAAUUAAAAGCGAAUUGAAUUUGAAUCGCGUGAUAUAUUUAUCAAGCGUUAUACGAGGGGAUGUUUUUAGCCGAUGUUGCAAACGAAACAGGCGAAAUGGCGCGCGAAUUCAAGGAGAACUCUUGCAGUUCCCUUUCGUCUCACGGUCCUCCCAAUUUUUUGUUUUUGUUUACUUAAUCGGCCUCGAAAUGCACUCAAGGGCUUGCCAUGACUUUCUAGUACUUAAGUUUUCGACAUGGACGUUGUUUUCCCUUCGGCCCGUGGACGAAAUCUCCUUAGAUGGCUCGUGUAUCGUAGAGGAAGAGAAACGGUGGAACGGGAAUCAUCGGCGCCUUUUUAUUUUCGUUCGUUCCCUUCGGAAACAUUUGUUCUUCCGCAUCGAGCGCGCCGUUAGCUCUGACUCAUCUCCCUCCGCAUCGCGUUAUUUAUAAAUCGUUAUUGUUUUUCUUCGAUCGAAUUACAAAUUUGUCCCCUCGCGAGAUUCUCGUUCCUCGAGGAAAAAGCAGAGGCACGAGUUUCUUGUUUAUCUUUUACACGAUUCGAAUUCGUAAUUGCGCGCGCGAUUUCGUGUCCAGGCUCGAGUGUAAUCUUAAAAUGGUUCCUACUAAUGAAUAUGCAUACACGAGCUACUUUGAUUUACGAUAUACCUUGAUAUAGAUAUAUCUAUAUAUAUAUUUAGAACAUGUAUGCAUGUAUAUAGGUACGUAUAUAUACAUACAUACAUACACGUAUACCUAAUUUAGAUACGCCUAGAGAAAAGAGAACUUAGCAAUACGGUAGUAACGCGGCGCGGUUUGAACGAAGAAAUUUCUUCCGUUUCGUAUUCUCCAUUAUUAUUAUCAUUAUUAUUAUUAUUUGUUUUUAUCCUUUUGGUUCUUACGAGUGUGCGUGUAAGGCAGAGAGUGACAGCGAGCAAAUGAGAGAGAAUCGAUUAAAUGGCUGACGACUUAACGAUGAUGAAUCUUAACGAUAAACCCUUUCUUCAUCAGGUGUUAGACUAUUUCGCCUAGAUUAGUAGGUUGUACACAAUACUCGGAGUAUACUAACCCCCCUUUUGUCUCUAGCCUGUAAGGGAAUUUUACUCGAUGGAAAGGAAAAUAACGGACAGGGACUCUCAGUGAUUUUGCUGAUCACUGACACACGCGGCACGACGAUAUAUUCGUGAAAACUUGCUUCGUGUAACUCGUGCGAGACGAUACGUCCAAAAUAAAGUUACGUGAAGAUUCGACGAAUCGAAGAGUAAAAGACCGUGGAUCGCGCGUGGAUCGAGGAGGAAUUUUCGUCGGCGACGGAAAACUCACCCCUUUAGAGAUUUUAACGAACGGUAAUUUCUUCGAGACAAUAAAAUUGUACGAACGCGUUGAAAGCAUAGUAGACACGUUUGUAGACGCGUUGUAUAAUCGAAAUUACCGCGACGUUGAAGGGUGAGCUCGAUCGCUGACCCGCGAGCUUUCUCGAAUUUUUUAAAACUUUAUAUCGUAUGUGUACAUAUGAAAGGGUAAUUGUAUACGAUCGGAACACUUGUAUACGAAUCGUCUCGAAAAUCACAGCAAGCUUGAAACGGAGCACGUGAUUUUCUCGGACGCUUGUUAAAAUUUUGGAAUCGUUCCUCGAGUUCUCGUCGCGGAUCCACGGGUUCGAAUGCUUCGUUUUAGGGGAAAGAAUGCGAGAAUCGAUCGUGACGCGAAUCCGGAUCUGAUCGGUACAAAGAAACCACUUCUUGCCUUGAAAAUGCUCUCUAUAAAUGUUAUACGGAUCGGGUGAUCGUGUCGCGAGACAAAAGUUCAAAAAAAAAAAUAGAACAAAGGGAAAAUCGGAGAAAAGAGCAAAAUUUUUCAUAGAGUACAAAUUUAUCCGCGGUGAAUCUUGAAAGAUCGAGGGAUGAAGCUUGAGAAAAGAGUAAAAAGUUCGAUUAGUUCUCUUUGCGUCGUCGCGAACGAGCUUCAAAGACUUUUCCUUUGUCGUUUUAUUUUUUCUUCUUUUUCUCGCCACGGUAAGAGUGUGUCUCCCGUCAUGAAAUCCCAUGACGAUCAACGCGGGUUGAUCGGUCGAGCGUGCAAAGUUGAUGGAAACCCAACAGUGAUCUCGUCGAUAGACUUUCUUCGCCGUUUUUUUUUUCUUUAUUUUUCUGUACUUCUUUUUUUAACGAAUAGAGGAGCGACAGUUUCAUUAACCGUCGCGUGAUAUACAUAUGUUACACGUACACACACGCACACACACGCACACACACGUAUACAGAAACACAUCGAUCGCAAAACACUCAUUACAUACGCGUUUUAAGCAAGAAUAUAUAACAUAGUUACAAGGUUGACGGGGUGCGUUCGUAUCUCCCCUCAAAGUGACAGAUUUAACCCCUCCCCUCAGAUCAUAGUUUUCUACGACAGUAUUUAUAUAGUUAUUAUAUAUAUAUAUGUAUGUAUACAAACAGAUGAAUAUAUGUAUAUACGAGAUGUACAUAUACAACGUAUUUUUACACGAAUGUUUCAGCGACAGCACCCCGUCAUCCCCUAUGGGGAUUGUGUCCCCACGAUGAAUGAUAGUCCGUUGAACAUAGUUCGCAAUAGUCACUUGGAAUAGAAUACCACCAACUACAGUAUUGCAAUAGUUGUUAGAAAGACAAUCGUGUGCGUAGCCAUUCAACGCUCCCCUCGAUUAUGCUUCCAUCUUAUAGCGAACAUUUCAAAUUUUUACUCUUCAAAGAUUAAUAAGACAUUUCUUGUAGAAUCAAAUAUUCUCUUCUGUCUCAUUUCAUUGCUACAUACAUAUAUUCACUAUAGAGUCUCGCUAUAUGGCCAAUGCAAAUUGAAAUUUUAUAUAUUUGUAACUUUUUAAUUAAACACUGUAAAUUUACGCAUUUGAGGUUAGAACGCAAGGAAAAUGUUUGACAAACGAACCUAAACGUCGAGGAUGAAAUGUCCGCGAUUUGAAGGGAGUAGAAUCGAAAGAAAGGCAGAAGAAUGCACGAUAGAACUGGUCGGCGAUAAGUGUAGUGGUGAACGCGGCUCUCGGUAGAACAGUAAACGACCAGUGUGUUGUCGGAGCUCGUAAAGGCUGAAUCGUACGAGUGCACACUCGUUCGUGCGUGGUUUUACGGUGAUUAUAAAGGCGGAUUAACGACGCCGUAAACGCAGCAAGCCUUUCACGAAUUGUCUGGCAGACAGCUUUCGAGCGUUGUGUCCUUGGGGUGAAUGCAAAUAAGCACCCUGGUCGAGGGGUGCGUCUUAACUCGAUGAAACCUCUUUUUUCUCUUUAUUGAAAACGGAAAUAUAGCUCUGAUGGAAUCACAAAUUUUGAAGUCUCGUUUCAACGAGAAUAUUAACGCUACACUGAAUAUAACCGCGUAAAAUGAUACAUUUUAACCGGGAAUUAUUAAGGAGUAUCCUCAUUCGGGUUUACUUUUUCGUACAUAUUUGUUUCCAUUCGCAAUUAAAUUUUCCGUUAAUUAAGCUAUUACGCGGUGCUUGCAGCGCAUUGCUUUUAAUGGCUUCUGCAAUUCUGCAUUCGAAAUAAAAUGUCAAAGUUGUGGUUAUCAUCCUGUAAUAGAGUAUCCAUUUUGUAAUAAAAGAAAUUUGAGUUACAUAAACGAAUAUCGAUAAGUUCGUGUAAUAUCAACGUGUUAACCGAGAGCUGUCGCAAAUGCAUUUCAAACAAAAAACAGAAUAAAAGACUGCCUAUGGUCAAUAGCAAACAACGAUCUUCCAUUAAACCGUCAACGACCCAGUUCCAUCGUGAUUCUAAAAAAUCGUCAGAAAUUUUGUAAAAAUAGGGAGCGUGUUGCCAUCUCAGGUACUCGAACACGAUUUAAUAAUGCAUUAUAUAAAUGUAAUAACAAACUCAGGAAAUCUGAAGCAGCCAGGCCGUGAUACUAUACUUAUAGAAACUACUACUACUACUGCUACUACUACUACUACUACAGGUGUGAUUCUUGCGUUAAUCAGGCGCUCAGGUGAUUUGCGAGCCAGCGUCUAUAUUCUGUUUUGUUUCGUUUGUUUGUUUGUUUCUUGUUUGUUACGAGAUUUUACACUGGCAAGUGGCAAGGCGUGUGCACACCGUGUUCACGUGUAUCGGCGUGUGAUCGAAAUCGGAUCGAGCUUUCACCGAGAUUAAUCGACACUUUGAUGGACGCAUUUCAUACAAUCUAUGACUUUUAUUUUAUUUAAACUAUAAUUACGUAAACUAUUGCCAGAAAUAUACGCUGGCGACUAUCAAAGUGUUAAAUUCUGGUAUAAAAUCAUCAAGAAUAUCGAAUAUCAAAUGAAUCCGACGAGAACCGCUAUCACGUGGAUGCGAAAAAGGGAAAAAGAGAAAUAAUUGUGAAAAUCACCACAGCUACCUCCAUGUUAUUAAAUAUCAGUCUUCUUCUCGCGCUAUACUCACGCUCAUGUUUUACCGAAAGUUUUCUACGACGUUCCGAACGUCGAUCGCCCCGUAACGUCUCCGUAUCGUGUAUAUAUUAUAUACAUAAUAAUAUAUGUAUACACAACGUUUACACAUAGUCAGAAGCGCGAGAGAUAAAUAUAUAGCUUCCACGGAUUAUAUAGGUUUAAGAAUUUGCCUCCUUGCGCGGAACAGUCGAGUCUGCGAAUUACAGUAAAAAUGCAAAUAGUCGAAUGCCUACGAGAGACAAUGAGAAAUUUGCGGACACUCGAACACUCUGCUGUAAAUAAUCUUGUAUCUUUUAUGUAUCGAACGUUGACUCUGUACUUUAUAAAUUUUAAUUUCUAUAAGUCCACUUAUCUUUCUCCAUUUCUUGUUCCUUGAAUUUUUAGUUCCAUAAAUUCAGUAACAUCUAGUUUCCAUAAUAUCUUAUUCCUCAAGCUGUCCAAACUUCUCAAAUAUGUAAUUUCAUAUGAAACUUGUAAUUUCAUACGCGAAUUUCGACAGCAGAGUGUCUGAGGGUCCGAUCGCCACAUCGAAAGAAAGAGCAAAAUACAAUAGAGCUACCUCAGUUAUACGGUGGAUUAGUGAACGAAAUAGUGGACGAAUUAAUUCACUGCCAAACACUCGAGACUGUUCCGCGAGCGACAUGUGCUGAAUUCCAAAAUCACAAUGCAAUACGUUGUACUUACUGUCGUUUUUAACGCGUUGACUCGAUAUAUACCGGUUAGUGAUUUUACUGCUGCAUCGAGAGAGAUAAAUUUUGUUUUUUUUUUCGCGUAAGCGUGUUCCGUGUGAUGAUGCAUUACGAUGUACGUCGUGUGAAAGAUCGUGAGAAUGUUAAGUGUAAGAAUGUCGAAAAAUCAGGUGUGUUUGUGGAAUAAAGAUGUUCGGAUGGCCUCCUAUUAUACGCAUAUAA